This is a messenger RNA of Neohortaea acidophila, 780 nucleotides long. RefSeq names its product dienelactone hydrolase. The record is from RefSeq and is a predicted model, not a curated record. The coding region runs from base 1 to 780 and encodes 259 amino acids. The transcript has 3 exons. Gene Ontology annotation, molecular function: hydrolase activity. Lineage: Eukaryota; Fungi; Ascomycota; Dothideomycetes; Mycosphaerellales; Teratosphaeriaceae.
AUGGCAUCCAACCCGGGAGCACGCUGCUGCACCAUUGGCGUCACGCACGAGGGCCAAGCCAAGGGCGAGCUCAAGGACAUUGAGGACGUCAACUGCUACUUCUCCUAUCCCGAGGACAAGUCAACGGCCAACGCCAUCCUCCUCCUGCCCGAUGUGAUCGGACACAAGUUCAUCAAUGCACAGCUCCUCGCCGACCAAUUCGCCGCCAACGGCUACUUUGUCGUCAUGCCCGACCUCUUCGAAGGCGACCCCAUCCCCCUCAACCGCCCCGAGGGCUUCGACAUCAUGGAAUGGCACAGCAAGUCCGGCCCGCAAGGGAAGGGCCACGGACCGGGGCAAGUCGAUCCCAUCGUAACAAAAGUGAUCAAGGAGAUGAAGGGGAAUCUCGGCGUGAAGAAGAUCGGCGCCGUUGGCUACUGUUUCGGCGCGAAGUCUGUCGCGCGCUUCUCGGCCAAGGGCAAGGGCGUUGAUGUCGCCGCCAUGGCGCAUCCGUCUUUCGUCGACGCCGCGGAGAUUAAAGCGAUGGAGGCGCCCUUGAGCAUCGCUGCUGCCGAGACGGACCAGAUCUUCCCCGCGGAGAAGCGUCGGGAAACGGAGGAUAUCCUGAAGGAGCAUCACAUUCCUUACCAGGUCUGCCUGUACUCGGAUGUCGAGCACGGCUUUGCUGUUCGCGGUGACCCGAAGAACCCCAAGGCCAAGUUCGCAAAGGAGGCCGCUUUCCUGCAGCACGUGCAGUGGUUUGACGAGUACCUCAAAGGCAAGCGCGAUAUUGCUGCGUAA